AUGGACCUCCUCGGUCUGCUGGGUAGCAUUGGACACGAGGUUGAAGACGCAGAAGACGAUGCUUUUAUCCAAUUCUCACACCCUAUACCCUCGAGUAACUUGGGCUUUGUUGAUCCUCGUUCAAACACUGUCGAGCUCACCGUUGGCGGAGAGGAGUUAACCAUCCGCCAAUCGCCAACCAUUUUAUCCUCGAAGAGAACAGGCGGAACUACAGGCGCCGUUCUCUGGCAAGUUACUCCCAAACUGGCAGAAUGGCUCUGCAAGAAGGACAACCCCCUUUGGAAGUCAUCCGUUUUGAACUCGGAAUCGGCUGUCGUCGAGCUGGGGUGCGGUACUUCAGCGGUGCUGGCGAUAUCCCUUGGACCGAAGGUAGGGUGUUACGCUGCGACUGAUCAAGAGUAUGUUCGGAAGCUAUUCAAUGAGAACCUGCAUACGAAUGGGAAGAUGGGUUCUCCGUCUUCAUAUGCAGGUUCAACGGGCAAUAGGUCUGGCAAAAGGAUUGAGCGAAAGGGUGGUAAACAUCACCAUCACCAUCAUCACCCCCGGCCAGAGCGUGAACGGCGAAACAGCCCUGCUCGCCGAGGAGAUGAUGAAAGCGGUUCCGGCGACUAUAGCGGCGCUGGAGUGCCGGAGAAAAUCAAAUUCGUCCCGUUGGAUUGGGAGUUGGAUUCGCCUGAUAUGCUGAAACGUUCGAUCGGCACUGACGUUGCUGAAGAUGACCCCGGCUUCGACCUACUGGUUGCAUGCGAUUGUAUAUACAACGAUGCAUUAAUUGCCCCGUUCGUGGCGACGUGUGCUGAUAUAUGUCGCUUGCGCCCGUCAGUGGGCGAGGAACGGCCCGAGAGACCUACGCUGUGCGUGGUUGGCCAGCAGUUGCGGUCUCAUGAGGUGUUUGAGGGGUGGAUGAGAGAAGCCUUGCAGGAGUUUCGGGUAUGGAGGGUGAAAAAUGAAGUCGUUGGGUCUACUCUGGCUUCUGGAACGGGGUAUACGGUGCAUAUAUUGCUUUUGAAAGGCGGAAACUAG
Messenger RNA from Trichophyton rubrum CBS 118892, 1023 nucleotides. RefSeq lists its product as uncharacterized. The transcript is spliced from 3 exons. The record is from RefSeq and is a predicted model, not a curated record. Lineage: Eukaryota; Fungi; Ascomycota; Eurotiomycetes; Onygenales; Arthrodermataceae. The coding region runs from base 1 to 1023 and encodes 340 amino acids.